Molecule: messenger RNA, 1626 nt
Organism: Hevea brasiliensis (rubber tree)
Lineage: Eukaryota; Viridiplantae; Streptophyta; Magnoliopsida; Malpighiales; Euphorbiaceae
Product: chaperone protein dnaJ C76, chloroplastic
Exons: 4
Coding region: 95-1501 (468 amino acids)
Source: RefSeq, a predicted model, not a curated record
ACAAAUAUCUCCUACUCAAACAAAAUCUGCCAUAUCUCUCAUCUUCUCUUUUGAGGAGGAAAUUAAUUAAAUUUUCUUUUUUUUUUUUUUUAAAAUGCCUACUGCUUUCCUUCCAUCUGCAUACUCACAUUCUGCUUCAAUCAUACCUAGUAACUUAACUCCAAAACCAUUCACUUCAUUUCCUCCGAAUUCCAAGAAACUACGUUACAGGUCUGCGUCAUGUCGUAGACCUCCCGCUGCUUCCACCUCUUCUUCAAUCACAGAUUUCGACAUCUAUGAUCUUCUAGGCAUCGAUAGCUCCUCCGAUCAAUCGCAUAUCAAAAUGGCAUAUCGUACGCUGCAGAAGCGAUGCCACCCAGACAUCGCAGGGCCUACGGGGCAUGACAUGGCUAUCAUUCUUAACGAAGCUUACUCUGUUCUAUCCGAUCCAAAUUCGCGUUUGGCUUACGAUAAGGAACAAGCAAAGAUUGCAGAACUACGUGGGUAUACUGGGAAACCCAUUUACUCAGUGUGGUUUGGGUCGGAAAGCGAAGAGAGAGCAGUAUUUGUGGAUGAGGUGAAGUGUGUUGGUUGCUUGAAAUGUGCAUUAUUUGCAGAGAAAACCUUUGCCAUUGAAUCUGUUUAUGGAAGAGCAAGAGUGGUUGCACAGUGGGCUGAUCCUGAGCACAAAAUUCAAGCUGCCAUUGAUACAUGUCCAGUUGAUUGCAUCUCGAUGGUGGAAAGGUCAGAUUUAGCAGCACUAGAGUUCCUAAUGUCCAAGCAGCCAAGAGGCAAUGUGCGAGUUGGCGCUGGCAACACAGCGGGUGCACGUGUCUCAAACAUAUUUGUUGAUGUGAAAAAGUUCCAAACCAGAGUUGUUGAAGCCAUGAACAAGGCAGAUGCCCAAGGCUCCAAGGAAACAGACCCCCAAAGAGAAGCAAGAAUAUCAGCUAUUCAAGCAAUUAGAUCAAUCUCGAAUUGGUUAUAUUGGCAAUCACGAAAAGCAGGACCCCCAUCGAAACCUCACCAAAACCUCCCACAGAUUGCUCAAAAUACAACCGAACUAAACAUUAACAAGCUCCGGGCAGCCGCUGCAGCCAGAAAGCAUGCAAGCCAAAGCACAAGACCUGCUCGUCAAGUACCAUCCAACCUAUAUCACGAGGAGUACUGGAUUCCAUCAGCCGGAGCACUUCCUGCCUCAACCAAUAAGUCUGGCUCUAGAGCCACCUCAGAGGCUCCAAAACAUACUAAAGAGCCAAAAGUUCUUGAUGAGAAAGAUUACAAGACAGGAGAUAACCAAAUGAAUCCCAUAAGACGGAGAGCUCCAAUGGUGAUUGCAACAAUUGCAGCAACUAUAGUAAGAGAACAGGCUGUUGUCCGUUUGAAUGAACAUAUAGGUGGUGCUUUGGCAUUGGAGAUUGUUAAUAGCUCUUGGUUACAUGCUAUAUUAGCAGGGAUUACAUGGUACAUAGUUGGCUUGGGAAUGAUAGAGCUAGUAGAAGCAAUUAGGAAAAGGUUAUAACAAAGAAAUAAAAGAAGAUUCAUCAUGCACUGAAAUGAUACUUCAUGUGGAAUAUAUUCAUGACAAGAUAGUAUUUGAUUUUCUGUAAUAAAUUAGCAAUAAAAUAAUAUGUAUAGUUCCAUACA